Trametes versicolor FP-101664 SS1 is the source of this 732-nucleotide messenger RNA. RefSeq lists its product as uncharacterized. The transcript is spliced from 2 exons. Lineage: Eukaryota; Fungi; Basidiomycota; Agaricomycetes; Polyporales; Polyporaceae. Gene Ontology annotation, cellular component: nucleus. Gene Ontology annotation, molecular function: DNA-binding transcription factor activity, RNA polymerase II-specific. Gene Ontology annotation, biological process: regulation of transcription by RNA polymerase II. The record is from RefSeq and is a predicted model, not a curated record. Bases 1 to 732 code for a protein of 243 amino acids.
AUGGCCGCUUCGCCAUUCUCCGGGCUAGGCCCUCGCCCUCUCUUCGACUGGGAACGCAUGGGCAAGCUCAACGUCGAGCUCGUCGGAUACGGAUGGCAGGGGAAACGGCUGAUCGCUCGCUUCCAUCUCCCGCAGGACACAGACCUUAGCUGUACCCAGCGCAGGGCCAGCGCCCUCGCCCGCGACGUCAAGCACUCCAAGCACUGGCAGUGCGAGUUCUGCGGCGAGUAUCUCCCCAACGCCUCUAAAAUGCCAGCUGACAGUACGCACCUCCAGGCGCGCCCGCCCGCGAGACGAACUUCCAGAACAUCUCCUGGCACCACCUCAACCCGCCGCGGCUCAUCAUAUAUGUACGUGCCCCGCCCAAAUCCCAACGCGCACGCAGCGCUAACGCCACCCACGCCGCAGCUGCACUUCGUCUGCGACAUGGACGAGCCGCACGUCCGCAAGGGCCUCGCCACGAUGCACGGGAUGCUGCAGCAGAUGGGCGGCGCGGGUCCGAUGCCCUCCCUUCCGAAACGCCCGGCCGGGGUCUCGUACCCGCUCGCGGGCAGCUGCGCGUUCUGCGAGCGCGACGACACGGCGAGCGAGGACGAGGAUGCGCAGCUGGAUCGGUGCAGUGGGUGUCGGAUGACGCGGUAUUGUGGGGUCGAGUGCCAGAGGAAGGAUUGGCCGAGGCAUACGGUUACAUGCGCGAUGGUGCACUCUGUGAAGUUCGAGAACUGGGACUGA